Molecule: messenger RNA, 1059 nt
Organism: Rhinichthys klamathensis goyatoka
Lineage: Eukaryota; Metazoa; Chordata; Actinopteri; Cypriniformes; Leuciscidae
Product: asialoglycoprotein receptor 2
Exons: 8
Coding region: 52-972 (306 amino acids)
Source: RefSeq, a predicted model, not a curated record
CUGUGCCCUGAUCCAGCAGUGUUCUGUAGAUUGUGAAGGUGAGCAGGUGCAAUGGAAGAUGAGUUAUGCUAUUCAACAAUUACCUUCAAGCCAUUUAACAAAGAGAAAUCUAAAGUGCGACAGUUAGACGAGUCUGCACUGUAUGCAGAGGUGAACAGAAAACAAUCGACUUCACAUACUGAGACUACAGGAAGAGAAGCUUCCACCCCAAUCUCUCGGGUGUAUAGACGAGCUUCAGUGUUUCUGGGGCUGCUCUGUUUCCUCCUGCUCGCUGCGUUAACAGCUGUCAGCAUUUUCUACUACAUUCACAUGUCUAAACACAACAAUAUUCUGGCCCAGUACACUAAAGAGAGAGCUGCCAACCUGCAGUUACUGGCAGACAAGGAAGUGCUGGAGCAAGAGACAGCCAGGCUGGUGACGCAGGGUCAACAGAUGAACAACACACUGGACUUCAUAAUUCAUAAAAGCAGCUUUUCAGGGGAUAAAUACUGUCAGUUCACUGGGAAUGGGGUCCGGUGUACAUCCUGCCCUCAAAACUGGAUUCAAAAUGGCUCCAGCUGUUACUAUUUCCAUAAAGGAAACCUCUGGAAUACAUGGGCAGAGAGUCAAGAAUACUGCAGGAAACAUGGAGCUCAGCUGGCCAUAAUAGACAGCGUGGGUGAACAGGAAUUCAUCAAUCAGCACACUGAACCAUAUUAUGAUACAUAUCACGGGUACUGGAUUGGACUCUCUGAAAAACAGGGAAACACUUGGGUCUGGACCAGUGGCGCUCAGCUUGAGAGAGGAUUCUGGAUCAAUUUGCCCCAUGUAGGAUACACGCACUGUGUUUUGUCAAUGCCCAGCAAAAACCCACCGAGAAGCUGGAAAUCAGAAUGGUGUACCAUGAAAAGCAGAUGGAUCUGCGAAGUGGAAGUUUUGACAUGGCCAACCUUCCUUCAAGCCCAACGAAACCACAGUGACCCCUCAAGAUGAACAGAAGUCAAUGCAAAAUACAACCAUCUCAGAAAUCAUUUUAUUUUCCAGUUGAGUUUGAUUUGUUAGCAAUAUUUCAAGGUACUG